Messenger RNA from Solanum pennellii, 1883 nucleotides. Its product is annotated as NAD-dependent protein deacetylase SRT1. Gene Ontology annotation, molecular function: NAD+ binding. The coding region runs from base 149 to 1624 and encodes 491 amino acids. The record is from RefSeq and is a predicted model, not a curated record. NCBI's taxonomy places the organism in Eukaryota, Viridiplantae, Streptophyta, Magnoliopsida, Solanales, Solanaceae. The transcript has 15 exons.
CCAUCUUUACUACACAUCAAUACUGAAAAGGCUUUCUUUGUAGAGUAUUCCUCUGCUUCUAAUUCUUUAGUGAUCAAUCAAUUUUUUUUUUUUUCACAUAGAAAAUUAAAGAAGAAGCAGAUUGUUCCUGAAGAACAAAGGGGAAAAAAUGUCUCUGGGUUAUGCUGAAAAGCUUUCUUUUAUAGAAGAUGUGGGCAAUGUUGGGAUGACUGAGUAUUUUGACCCACCUCUCCUUUUGCAAGACAAAAUUGAGAGACUUGCUGUGAUGAUACAAAAGAGUAAGCAUUUAGUGGUGUUUACAGGAGCAGGAAUAUCCACUUCUUGUGGUAUACCUGAUUUUCGUGGCCCCAAGGGUAUUUGGACUCUUCAGAGAGAAGGGAAAGCGCUACCAGAAGCAUCAUUGCCUUUUCAUCGUGCAACUCCAAGCAUGACACACAUGGCCCUAGUGGAACUAGAGAAGGCGGGUUUUCUAAAGUUUCUUAUAAGCCAGGAAAAGUUCUGUUCUGCCCCUUCCAAUGUCCUAUGUAGUUCCUCGCUGUUAAACGAGAACAUUGAUGGCCUUCAUCUUCGCUCUGGAAUUCCAAGGGAGAAGCUUUCUGAAUUACAUGGGGAUUCUUUUAUGGAACGAUGCCCUUCUUGUGGAAUUGAGUAUAUGAGGGAUUUUGAAAUAGAAACUAUUGGGUUGAAGGAAACUGCACGGCGUUGUUCCAAGGUGGGCUGUGGUGUAAGACUUAAAGACACAGUUCUUGACUGGGAGGAUGCUCUACCUCCAAAGGAGAUGAAUCCAGCUGAGAGACACUGCAAAAUGGCUGAUGUUGUGUUAUGUCUAGGGACAAGUUUGCAGAUCACCCCUGCCUGUAAUUUGCCUCUAAAAUCACUCAAGGGCGGUGGAAAGAUUGUAAUAGUUAAUCUUCAGAAAACUCCCAAGGACAAGAAAGCAAGCCUACUGAUUCAUGGUCUUGUAGACAAGGUAAUCACAGGAGUCAUGGAAUUCCUCAGUCUGCGAAUCCCACCUUUUAUUAGAAUUGAUCUUCUCCAGACCAUUUUUACUCAAGCCUCAAGUCUUGAUGAAAAAUAUGUAAAUUGGAGCCUUGCAGUGGCAAGCGUCCAUGGAAAUAGAGCACCAUUGCCUUUUAUCAAAUCUGUAGAGGUUUCUUUUUCAGAAAGUCAAAAUAUGAAAGCGGCUGUCCUGGAUAAACAACCUCUUUAUCUGAAAAGGCGGACAGUUAAGAGUACAAAUCCUUUUAACAUUAUGAUGAAAUUGAACUUCAGUGAUGGUUGCAAGUGCUCAUCGGCUGAAAUCAUGAUUCCUAUUGAUUUUAAGAUUUCAGCAGACGUGUUCAAAGAUGAUAAAGACUCCAUCUUACAGAAUCUAAGAGAAAGCGCCCUCACGGAUCCUAGCUGUGGACAGACAUCAGUUAUUGAGAAAAAGUUCAUUAUGGUUCCUAAAAGUGAAGUCAUAGUACAUGCCAUUGUAACAAACAUCGUCAAGUUCGACAGAAGCUAUGAUGGGGAUCUAAGUAAUGGCUCAUUCAAAAGGAAAUAUGAAUGUCUUAAUGGCGUAAUUCCAUCGCGAAAACGAUCCAACGGUAGAAAACCCAGAGCUGUAAUUAAUGUAAGGUGAUCUUCAGGUCUAUACAGAAACUAUUGUAAAUAUUUUUGUAGCAAACACCCUGAGGAAAAAAAAAUGUUAAUAUGUGGAGACUGGGUGAAUUUUGAUAGUUAAUACACUCAGUCUGGUUAUUGAUUAGAAAACUGAAAUUGCUAAACCCAUUUUUUGGUAUUAAGUCUAAAGUUUUAAAGCUCUAAUUUCUUUCUUAAUCUAUUCUUGGAACUAAUGUAAUCAUUAUUGAUCUAAAUUUGAUAUCUGUAAUUAUUUUAUC